Molecule: messenger RNA, 1077 nt
Organism: Didymosphaeria variabile
Lineage: Eukaryota; Fungi; Ascomycota; Dothideomycetes; Pleosporales; Didymosphaeriaceae
Exons: 1
Coding region: 1-1077 (358 amino acids)
Source: RefSeq, a predicted model, not a curated record
AUGGAUCCUGCCACCGUCACCAUCGCCCCGAUGGCCUUCCAACCGCUUUACUACACUCAGCCUUCCUUCUUUGAGCACCUCAACUACGAUGUACGCCAAAUUAUUUACCAGUUCAUGGAAAACCAUCUACCGCCCGUAUCGCACUCACUCCAUUACGCCGGCUUCGCCCUCUCCUGCAAACAAGCCUACACCGAGAUCCGACAACCAGCCAUGAAAGGUCUCCGCCGUUUCCUAGAAGAUUUCCAGCGUAAUCUUGAAAGAUAUACCUCCACAUCUCUCAAGAUCAUCCCAAACGUAUCCCUCGACAGCCCAUUUACCUCCGUCCGACACAUCACCCUUCGAAUCCCGCCAUCCCUAGUCACAUCCUCCUUCGACACGCAACUCGACAAAGCCGUCGUCGCCCUCCGUCCAAUCCUCUCAGGUCGUUUCCAAAAAGCCACACUGCUGUUCGUUGACCCGCAUAACGAAUAUCCGGCCAACUUCAAGACCGCAAUGCGUGUCUCCUCGGGUUUUGCACUCUUCCGCCUUUCCCAGAUUAUCAUGGACGAACGCAAAGUCCAGUCUAGUAUCACAGCGCUCUCGAAGUAUGUUUCGAAGUUGCCAGGAUAUGAUGCCGUGCACCCCAAUACUACUGCGCAACCCUAUUCUGCUGACUUCACUGGCACACUGCUAUAUGAAGGGCAUGACUUGCCGCAUCCAAUUAGCACGACGAAUAUCCAGAUCGCAUGGGACUGGCGGCCUGAAGAGCUUAUCAGUACACCAUCUACACUUCGUGGAUACCUACACGAGUACUCCGCGCAGGCUGAGAAGCAUCAAGAGCCCACGUGGCCGCAGCUGUAUGUCGUUGGCAGCGAUGAUAAGAGUGUUGGGAUGCAAGGCGUUGUUUGUAAGCAAAGGUGGAAUGUGUCUGAGAGUGUGAGGGUGUACUGGCUGUUACAGGAGCACAGGUAUAAGAGCUUGAGGGGGUACUGUUGGAGUGAAGGUGUUGGGAAGGACGUGCAGCAAGGACUGGGUGGGAUGAGUGCAAAGGAAUUCCAGGAGAGGAAUCCGCCGUUGGUUUUGGCUGCUCUAUUUUGA